AUACCUUUCUUUCUUUCUAGCCCCAUCGGCGUUCGUGGGCUUCUUCCACUGGAAACCUAGACGACGCCCAUCCCUCCUCUCUGAUCCGCCGCCGCGGCUUCAGCCACCGUCCGUCUGUUCCAGCCUAGGCAGGGACGAACCGCAGUGAUCAAACGAGUCUUUACAACAGUGCUAAUGGAUGUGACAGACCAAGCUGAGCAGCCUUCCCAAUUGAAAGAUGAACCUGACUUUGACCCCAGUAAAAUGAUUGGCAUCAUCAAAAGGAAGGCUUUGAUAAAAGAACUGGCUGCUGCUUACCACUCCGAAUGUUUGGCCUACUGUCAGAAACUUCAACAACAUCAAAGAAGAUGGGAAGAGGAGCAGCAAUUUAUCAAAAGAAAAACUCCCCCGGAGGUUGGCCAGAGCAAGCGGACGACAAAACCUACCAAGCGUCGAAAGAAAGGGUUAUAAGAUUUUGUCUCAACUGGUUAAUGACUGGUGUUAUUUUCAGUUAAUUUUUGAAACAUUAUGAACCUACAAGAUUACAGCUUGUAUUAUAGAUACCCUGUUCGGUGA
Messenger RNA from Zingiber officinale, 555 nucleotides. RefSeq lists its product as uncharacterized. The record is from RefSeq and is a predicted model, not a curated record. The transcript has 4 exons. Lineage: Eukaryota; Viridiplantae; Streptophyta; Magnoliopsida; Zingiberales; Zingiberaceae. The coding region runs from base 175 to 450 and encodes 91 amino acids.